This is a messenger RNA of Oppia nitens, 1611 nucleotides long. RefSeq names its product cholinesterase-like. Gene Ontology annotation, biological process: choline metabolic process; acetylcholine catabolic process. The annotation marks the transcript as partial. Gene Ontology annotation, cellular component: plasma membrane. NCBI's taxonomy places the organism in Eukaryota, Metazoa, Arthropoda, Arachnida, Sarcoptiformes, Oppiidae. Gene Ontology annotation, molecular function: acetylcholinesterase activity. The transcript has 5 exons. The record is from RefSeq and is a predicted model, not a curated record.
UUAAUUAGUUUAACUAAAUCUAAUUUUGUUGACAUUAAAACCACUUCGGGAACAGUUAGAGGACAUACUAUAUCAGUGUUUAAUCAUACGGUUAACGAAUUUCUAGCCAUACCUUAUGCUAAGCCACCAGUGGGUGAACUCAGGUUUGACAAACCAAAGCCUAUUGAUAAGCCAUUAAAAACAAUAAUAAAUGCAACUGUUCAGGGUUAUGCAUGUAUGCAACCUAAACUAUUUAAUACUUAUACCAAUAACGUUAGUGAGGACUGUUUGGUUUUGAACAUAUGGGCACCGGUAGUUUCAAGUGGUGUACAAUUUAGCACUAAUACUAAAACUAUUAAACCCGUAAUGGUAUGGUUUUAUGGUGGAGGUUUUAUAGGCGGAUCUAUAUUUAUGCUACCACUACAUAACGGAUCAAUUUUGGCCACAAAUGAUAUGGUUAUAGUAACAGUUAAUUAUAGACUCGACGUAUUUGGUUUUCUCUAUACUAACGAUCCAUCAGCACCGGGAAAUGUUGGCAUUUAUGAUCAACAAUUGGCACUGAAAUGGGUUAAACACAAUAUACAUAAAUUUGGUGGUAAUAGUAAUCAGAUAACUAUAUUCGGUCAAAGUGUCGGUAGUUGGUCGGUAUCAUUACACAUACUGUCCCCACUGUCAAAGGGCCUCUUUCAUAGGGGUAUAAUGCAAAGUGGGGCCCAACUGUUUAGUAAAAAGAUACAAAUGGUCACCAAAAACGAUGCGCUCAGAGAUACUCUAGAAUUGGCUAAACAUUUCAAUUGUGGUAAUGAUAGCAAACAAAGGUUAAAAUGUUUGCGACAAUUGGAUGCAAAUGUUUUAUUUAGUUUUAGAAACUAUUCAACAAAAAAUCUGUUUCAUUGGAAUGCUAUCUAUGAUACUCAUAUUUUUCCACAUACAGCUCAGGUAGCUUUUAGAAAACGACUGUUUAAUAAAGACAUUCAAUUGCUCGCCGGAGACACAACACUGGAAGGUUCAGAGCUGGCCUACAAUGGCUAUCCUAUAUUACAUACGAAUAACGUUACUAAAGAUGUUUUUAUUGAUUUGGUUAAAAUAACUAAAUAUUUUUUUCAUUCAGUAAAUAUCAAUAAAAUCACAGAUUAUUAUCUGUCAAAUGUCGACCUAAAUAACUCCAGUGCUGUCAGACAGGCAUUCUUCCAGUAUUUCGGUGACGUUGGCAUCACUUGUCCCACAUAUCUGUUCGCCAAAACGUUUGCCGAAAAGGCACCAAAACAUAGCAAUGUUUAUCUCUAUCAAUGGAAUUAUGGCAAAUCUGACGGUGCUUUGGGACAGAUAAUAGGUGUAUCCCAUCAGUAUGACGUUCCCUUUGUCUUUGGUGUACCACUGGUUAGCAAAAAAUUUUUAUCCAAAACUUUCAAUGAAGAAGACAAGAAAUUUAGUUUAUAUAUUAUGAAAGUUUGGACUGAUUUUGCAAAAUAUGGUAAACCUGAUUUAUCAAACAAAUGGUCGCCAAUUAAUAACAUUAAAGAUUACAAUUUGAAAGUUAAAGACUUUGAUCCGCUGAUUGAUUCUCCGAUUCUUAACUACAAUCCGUUUAACAAAAUUUGUGACAAGUUUUGGAAAAAUUAUUAUUUUUAA